AUGAAAGGAAGAGACUCUAAACCCAAAGGGACUCCUUCAGCAGAUUUGCUGGUAUGUUUCCCAUCUCGAUCACGUCUACCCUUAAUGCCUAAACCCAUUUGUAGCCCCGCAAGGCCAACGGAACCCAACAACCGACGCCACAUUUUCAUUAAGAAACCAAGAGCCAGAAACGGUGGUGGAGCUAGCCCUAUUUUCUGGGCUAAAAACAAGCAAUUUGGGUCCGAGAUCACGGAACCAACUUCCCCUAAAGUGACUUGCGCGGGACAGAUCAAAGUCAGGUCUAAAACGAGAUCAUGCAAAAGCUGGAAAUCGGUGAUGGAAGAGAUGCAGUUUUUAACAUGCUUGCGGAGCAUCCGUUUAUGUUUCAGGUGUUUCCCUAUACCCGAUAUCACUACCGAUGACGAAGAUGAAGAUGAAGAUGGAAACGAGAAUCAAAGCAACGGGGUUUUCAAAGAAGAAAAGAAGGAUAAGGGGAAGACCCAUGAUGAUGAUGAAGCAGCAGUUCCACCUCCAAAUGCUCUGUUGCUUAUGCGUUGUAGGUCAGCUCCUGCUAAAAGCUGGUUAAUAGAGAACGUAAAAGAUGGAGAGGAAGAGUGCAAGAGGAAAUCCCAGAAGAAAACAAAGAAUCUGAGGUCAUUAAUGGAAGAAGAAAACGAUAAGAUAAAAGAAAGAUUGGUGGUGGUGAAAUACGACCCUGGUUUUUUCAAAACUUCAUCUGAUAUAGCUAAAGAGACUUGGGUUGUUGGUGGAUUGAAUGAUCACCAAGUCGAAGUUGGAAGAGAUGAUUAUCCUGCUCACUUCUAUCUAUAG
This is a messenger RNA of Hibiscus syriacus, 810 nucleotides long. RefSeq lists its product as uncharacterized. The transcript has a single exon. NCBI's taxonomy places the organism in Eukaryota, Viridiplantae, Streptophyta, Magnoliopsida, Malvales, Malvaceae. The record is from RefSeq and is a predicted model, not a curated record. The coding region runs from base 1 to 810 and encodes 269 amino acids.